Nematocida homosporus is the source of this 612-nucleotide messenger RNA. RefSeq lists its product as uncharacterized. Lineage: Eukaryota; Fungi; Microsporidia. The record is from RefSeq and is a predicted model, not a curated record. Bases 1 to 612 code for a protein of 203 amino acids. The transcript has a single exon.
AUGAAAGUUGGCAAGCUCUUCAGAGAUAAUUGUCGUAUCCAGAAAACAACUUGGGUGCUGGCUUCGGGUUUGUUGGUAUUUUAUACAACUGUAGAUGCCAUGUCGCAAAGAGUUAUUCUUACCCCGCAACAGUACUUAGUUACAUUUAAUGGGUAUGAACAAGCUUGCUAUUCAAAACAACAUAACAACCAGCAUACUGGCUGGGGAGGACCGACUAAUUCAGGCAGUAAUAUGCUAAUCUUAGAGACAAAUGCUUCUCAUUGUACAUUCCCAACAGCUGCCAUCCCUACUUUAGCCACGGCUCCUCCUGCAAAUGGCGAAGAGUCUACUGCAACUAGCGACGAUCUUACUGCAACUAGCAAUGAUUCUACUGUAGUCACUGCUCCUCCUACAACUGGCGAGGAUCCUGCUUUAUCCACUGUAUCUUCUUCAACUAGCAAAGAGUCUACUGUAACCUCAGCUCCUCCUGCAAAUAGCGACGAUUCUACUGCAACUGGCGACGAUCUUACUACAACUAGCGACGAUCUUACUACAACUGGCAACGGUUCUACUACAACCACCAAUUAUACAACAAACCCAUUUAAGAACAUGUCAGAAGACAGUAUAAUCUAA